Vicugna pacos (alpaca) is the source of this 2265-nucleotide messenger RNA. RefSeq names its product ganglioside GM2 activator (gene GM2A). Lineage: Eukaryota; Metazoa; Chordata; Mammalia; Artiodactyla; Camelidae. Gene Ontology annotation, molecular function: enzyme activator activity; lipid carrier activity. Gene Ontology annotation, biological process: lipid transport; ganglioside catabolic process. Gene Ontology annotation, cellular component: cytoplasmic side of plasma membrane. The record is from RefSeq and is a predicted model, not a curated record.
GCAACCUCUGUGGGGCGGAGUCGGGAGAGAUCUGUCCAAUUCCAGGCCUUGAAAGCUCAGUUCCGGAGGGGGCGGGGCGAACAGGGAAGUGGCGACGGUCGGCUUUGCAUAAAGAUGCCCAGAUUAGCAUAACCAGUGCAGGCAGGUAUUUAAAGGAGUCGUCGCCGCCGCAAAUCUAGUGGUUAACCCAGCGCGGACCCACCCUUUGCAAUGAGCCCCCUGCUGCAGCCUGCGUUCCUGAUCUCCCUGGGCUUGCUCCUUGCCGGCCCAGCGGCUACUGCAAACCGCCCGCCACUGCUUGGUGGCUUUUCCUGGGAAAACUGUGGUGAGGAGAAGGACCCCGUAGUGUUAAAUAACCUGAUUCUGGAACCUGACCCUAUUAAAAUUCCUGGGACUGUGACUGUCAGUGUUGAUGUCAAGACCAUUAUCCGCCUCAAUAGUCCUCAGAAGGUGGAAUUAACUGUGGAGAAGGAAGUGGCUGGCAUCUGGAUUAAAAUACCAUGUGUGGAACAAACUGGUAGCUGCAUCUAUGAGAACAUCUGUGAUACACUUGAUGACUUAAUUCCCCCUGGGAGUCCCUGCCCAGAACCUUUGCACACCUAUGGGCUUCCCUGCCACUGUCCCUUAAAAGCAGGCGUCUACAUAAUGCCCAGGAGUAACAUCGAGCUCCCCAGCCUGCAGCUGCCUGCCUGGCUCAGCACCGGGAACUACCGAAUCAAGAGCAAACUGAGCAGCGGCGGGAACCAUCUGGCCUGCGUCAAGAUCUCUUUCUCCCUAAAGGCCAGAUAAGGUGGAACCUGCCACAGUGGAAUGAAGAGGGCGUGAAUGUCUCUGUCUUAUGCUGGCACUGGCCAAAUUCUACUGUCUGUCCUUUUUCAAGCCCCUUUCUACAAUGAUGAUGCUCCCCUCUCUGAAAGUCACAGUCACAUUUUAUGCCAUUUACACAAUUAUUAGGUGUGGACAAGCAGCCCUAACCUAAGGGAGGAUAAGCCGGUGCUUUUUGACACCCCAGGCCAUCUACUGGGCUGGCCACUGCAUUUUCUUUCUCAUCCCUAUUGCUUUCUAAGAGCUUAACUUGUUUGCUAAACCGUCAAGGAAUUGGACUAACAUGUUUUGUGACCCCAAGUUCAGACUGACCCAGUCACGUCUUCCUGAAGUACCUUUAUGGUUUUCUCAUUGCCUUUUUUUAUGUCACUGACCAGCCUAAAAGCAGAAUGACGGUAUUAACAGUUUUCAUUUUACUUCAACCCCUCUUACAAUGAAGGGCCUAAAGUAGUUGAUCUCAGUCUAUUCUUCCAUUAACUUCUAUGAUUAAUUUAGUGUUCUUUUCUAGACUUGCCCAGUUAACAGUGAGGCACAGUGUAUCCUGGAGAGGCAGGCCAUGUGGUGGGAGAGAUAUUUGAGAGUGCUUUAUGUGUUUAAGAUGGUCUGCGAACUCAGGUGCCUGCAGGGCUAAGCACAAGGCAUUAGUGAGUGAUGACCAGGAGGAACAUGUUGCUUCUGGGCACGUCUUCCAUUCUACUUUUGUAUAACAGCACUGAUCUGAGGCAGCUGCUGCCCACUCCCACUGGGGUUAUAAUCAGGGAUGUGGGACUGGGGUGAGUUGGAAAGUGCACAUCCAGUCAGUAGGGCAGCUGCUGUCUAGCUAUGGCCAGUAAGUACCACAUGAGAAUGUGGGUCCAACAUUGCCAAAUAUUCUGAAUUCUUUUUUCCUGAGAGAAGCCAGAAGUCCAGACUUUUAUAUGAAAUCAAUUUUUAAAUACUGGCAAUGAGUUAUUUUUUGAAACACUGAGCAGGCAGAAGGGGCCAAACAGACCUGUCAGUGGGGAAGUCUGACUCAUGGGUGGCCAAUUUGUGACCCUGGAUGUAAGAACAGGUAUGCCUUGUCCUUUUUGCCUGGAGACAACUCCUCUGGCACUGUUUCUCCUUCCAAUGGGCCAAAUCCAUCAUGUCUGACCCUAGAAGCCUCCUCCAGUGUUGUGGGGGUAGAUGCAGCCUCAGAGAUGUGAGCUCAGGGAAAAUGAGGCUGCCUCCCUGGCCUUCGAGCACUGCCAGGAUGAGUGGGGUAGAUGCUGAAGAGUUGGACCUCUAGCAGCUGCUGUGUGGAGUGGGGAUCCAGUGAAGAGAGGUGGACUUAUGCCAGCUGCCUGGGUUUGUUCACCGUCCUGUCCUACCAUGACACUGUUCUCACUCAUGAUCAACCCUGGGUUGUGGGUUCAUUGAAGCCUGGAAUGAUAAUAAAUCUUUUUAACUUUCUGAGAAUUC